Prunus avium (sweet cherry) is the source of this 932-nucleotide messenger RNA. RefSeq lists its product as uncharacterized. The record is from RefSeq and is a predicted model, not a curated record. NCBI's taxonomy places the organism in Eukaryota, Viridiplantae, Streptophyta, Magnoliopsida, Rosales, Rosaceae.
AUAAACGAAAAAUCUCACUAGAACAAACGUUAACAUGGUGAAUUUCUCCAAAACUUUCAGUGUUAGAACUAAAUAUGGAGCGAUGGCAACCGUGGUCUUUGCCAGCAUUUAUGUUGUAGGGGCUUACAUAUCUCGCGCCCGAAAAAUGAGCAAAGAAGAGGAUCAAGGCCCUCAACUUACAAGGUCCAUGUCCAUAGCAGUCCUCCAUGGAGGGCAGCUUGCCUUGCAGAGAUUGUUCGAAUAUCACGAAGCUCGAGCAGACAAAUCCGCAGUGGAGGUAGCUGAAUGUGAGCUGAAGACUCACCUUGCAGAACAACACCCUGAUUACAAGAAGCUGCAGUCGGUUAUUGGGAAGCUUGAAAUGAGUGGGAAAGAAGCCCAAGCAGUUGAAAUAUUAAAGAAUGCAACAGCAAAGGCACGCAAUGAAGGAAGAAACCAUGAAGCAUAUGAAUACGAGAUGUUACUAGUAGAAAUGCUUAUAUACAAGGGAGAUUUUAAGGAGGCGCUCGGCCGUGAAUGCUUGAAACAUGUUGAGAUUUCAGAUGCACGGCGUCCGCUGUUCAAGGCUAUCAUUCACAUCAUAUUAGAGUGCAACGAGAAUGAAGGGACAAAAUAUUGGAGAGAAUUUAACGAUCUAAAAGAAGAAUUCCAGAGUAGACCAUGUAAAAAAGAAAGCAUGGAAGAAUGCCAACUCCAUAAACUCAGUACAAAUUUCAACGAGUUUAAGAAGGUCGUCCACAUGCUCAAAAAGGACAUAAUAGAGGCGCAAGCAAAAAGAAACAAGAAAUAAGAGAUGAGCUUUUAGCUAUUGACUUUUCCUUGACUCAAAAAAGAAAGUUGGAAAAGCACCGUAUAAUGGUUGUCUUUUUAAUCAUUUGAAUCCAAACCAUUUCAUCACUCAAUAUAAUAGUUGUCUUUUUAAUUUCUUGAAA